Molecule: messenger RNA, 336 nt
Organism: Daldinia caldariorum
Lineage: Eukaryota; Fungi; Ascomycota; Sordariomycetes; Xylariales; Hypoxylaceae
Product: Pcc1-domain-containing protein
Exons: 2
Coding region: 1-336 (111 amino acids)
Cellular component (GO): EKC/KEOPS complex
Source: RefSeq, a predicted model, not a curated record
AUGGCCUCGACAGCAGCGGAAAUACAAUAUCCUUGUGCACUGACAAUUGAAGUCCCAUUCCCUACACCUAGAUUAGCAUCUAUUGCUCUAAAGGCAUUGCAAGUCGACAAAGAGUUAUCACCUCUGGUGAAGCGAACUUUCUCCAUUGGCCAGUCGAAUGAGGAUACCAGCAGUGGAGAUAUAGGGCGAAAUAUUCUACGAACCGAGUACAAAGCCACCACCAAUAGGAUGCUUCGCGUAGCCGUCAACUCUUUUAUGGAUAGUCUAAAUCUGGUGAUCGAAGUCAUGCAAGAACUCGACACGGACGUACUGGAAACGGAAGAUACCAAGGCAUGA